This is a messenger RNA of Pelagomonas calceolata, 1604 nucleotides long. NCBI's taxonomy places the organism in Eukaryota, Pelagophyceae, Pelagomonadales, Pelagomonadaceae. The record is from the annotation of a GenBank genome assembly.
UGGCUCCAAGCCUGCCAGCUAAUUGGCCCACCAUCACAUUCGUGCGUUUCGCAGCCAACUGAAUCGCUUCGUGCGCUAUUUCUCAUCGCAUUAAUCGAGCGAGCAAGUUGUUGCAAGUGCUAGCUAUCGCGAGGCUUCACAAUAGCAUCUCAAAGCUCAGCCUGCAGCCUGAGCUAGCUGCGCUAAAGCAAUGCAAAGACUCGCACUCCUCGCCGCAGCAGUACAAACGACGGCGCUGCAGCGCCCGCCCGUGGUCAAACGCGUCGACGUCGAGGUCACGCGACAGCUCGACGGCGUCUCACCGGAGCACGCCAGGGAAGCCUGGCUCGACUACAGCUGGACGAGCGGCGGCGGCAUCCCGGCGCUUGUGUUGCGCGAGCCGGCGGACGCGAAGCUGCCAUCAGCAAGAACGCUCGUCCCCGCGGGACUGCGCGAGGAGCUCGCGUACGUCGACGAGACGGCCGACGAGGAAUUGGUCGCGCGUUACCGCGUGAGCGACCCCGGCCCCCUGCUCGGUUUAGAUGUUGUGAACGGCUCGCAUACUGGAUUGGUCGCCUUCUCACAAACAGAAAACGGCUGCGAGAUGCGCUGGGAGGUGUCCUUCGACUGUCGAGGACGGGCGGGCUUCUGGAAGCAGGCGACGGAGUUUCUGGUUGGGAACGCCGCCGAUGCGCUGCAAUCUUAUGUAACGAAACCGAGCGCGCCGUACUGGUUCGACCCUCUAUCAGAAUUCGGCCUCGCGCGCGACGGCGACGCAUCAGACAAGCCGCUGCUUUUGGUUUUGCCGGGGCUGGACGGCUCGUCGGUGACGGCGUGGAUGCAGUACCCGGAGCUCGGCGAGGCCUACGACCUGCGGUGUUUGGUAUUGCCGGCGAACUGCCGCGGCAGCUACGAGGACUGGGUCAAUACAGCAGUCGAGGAGGUCGAGAAGGCGGCGCUGAGAGCGGAGGCGUCGCGACUGCUGAAGAAAGUGGAGAGGCCCGUCUUCGUGCUCGGCGAGUCCAUGGGCGCGGGCGUCGCGUUGGACGUCGCGGCCCGGAGUAGCGUCGCCGGCGCAGUCCUCGUCUCGCCGGCGACGGGCGGGGACCGCACGGCGCUGGGCGGCGCCCGAUCCAAGCUCGUUCGGCUUCCGGACCCCGUGCUGGCGUUGGUCAUCGCGCUGUCGUCUUAUCAAUUACUGGACAGAGGCCAGCUGGACACGACGCUGCGGAGGAUAGCGACGGGCGAAACGUCUCCACUGCUAGAAGGCGAGGAUCGGGAGGCCUACGCGUGGCGCGUCGUUGGCGAGCUGCCGCAACGGCUCGCCUUGCCGGCAUCAGCCUGCCGCCACCGCAUGCGCGAGUGGGUCGGGCCGUCGAUCGCCGCGGGCUCCGCCGAUGCGCUGCAAAAGCAGACGGCGCCCCUUUUGAUAGUAGCGGGCACGGCGGAUUUAAGGGUACCGGCGGAGGAAGAAGCGAGACGGAUCGCGCGGGACGCGCCACCACAAUGUUUACCGAGAUUACACUUCGUCGAGGGCGCGGGCCAUGCUGGUGCGACAGAUGAUCGACUUGACCUGAGGGCGGUCAUGGACGCGUGGCGGCGGGAGGUUGUCGGGGUCUGAGGCU